AUGGGCAUCAAGGGACUGCGACAGGCCGUAGCGGCACACAUGAGGGAGGGACAUGUCAAGGAGAUUGCCGGCAAGACUGUGGUGUGCGAUGGACACGCAUGGCUGCACAAGGCGGCGUUUGGAUGCGCUUUUGACAUUGCCAUGGGCAAACCGACUGACAAGUACAUCGAGUACUGCAUGCACCUUGUGAACAUGCUCAAGUUCUAUGGCGUCACCCCCAUUAUCGUGUUGGACGGGCGUUCUCUUCCCGGAAAGGCUCGCGUCAACAGCGAGCGAAAUGCAAGGAGGGAGAGCCAGCGGGCGCUGGGCAUGGAGCUGCUGCGCCGCGGGGAUCGUUCAGGAGCCUUGAAGUGCUUGCAGCAGUCCAUCCAUGUGACGGCAGAGAUGGCACAUGCGUUCCAUGCGCGCCUGCAGAGCGAGAAAGUGACAUGCAUCGUGUCGCCGUACGAGGCCGAUGCACAGAUGUCGUACAUGGUGAGAAAGGGGAUGGCUCAGGCUGUGAUCUCGGAGGACAGCGACAUGGUUCCCUUUGGGGUUGACAUGAUACUCUACAAGAUGGACACGAGCGGGAGCUGCUGCAUCUUCGAGAACAAGCCUCUCGGGGAGGGGAACAAGAAGUCAAUGGACGUCAGCAAGCUGAGCGGAGACGCGAGGAUCCAUAUGUGUAUCCUUGCUGGGUGCGACUAUCUACAGAGCAUCCCAGGGAUUGGCAUCCAGAAGGCCUACGGGCUGAUCAGGGAGCACGGGGACGGAAAAAAGGCGAUAGAGGCUCUGAGAAAGCAUCCCAAGAUGAAGGAGAAGGUACCGGAUGGGUACGAGGACGCGUUCGAGCGAGCGGAGAAGCUUUUCAAACACCAGUGGGUCUACGAUAUGGAGGAGAGGAAGUUGGUCAACAUGACGCAAGUCCCGGAGGAU
Messenger RNA from Guillardia theta CCMP2712, 915 nucleotides. RefSeq lists its product as hypothetical. The transcript has a single exon. The record is from RefSeq and is a predicted model, not a curated record. Gene Ontology annotation, molecular function: 5'-flap endonuclease activity; DNA binding; metal ion binding. The annotation marks the transcript as partial. Lineage: Eukaryota; Cryptophyceae; Pyrenomonadales; Geminigeraceae.